CACCAUAGCCGGACUGCUGAAAUGGAUACCCUACUCCAAUCUUCUUCUUCUUCUUCCUUGCUCCCCCAAUUCUCCACUCCAACCACUUCCUUCACGCCAUUCCACACUGUAACGCUUACCACGCGGAACCAUGCUCGACCCACCACCGCGACUAAACUCUUCGUCGCUAAACAGACGUGGAAAAUGAGCGAAGAUACGCCGCUGACAGAUGUGGAGGUGGAGGUGGAGGUUGACGGUUAUGGCGGCGGCGAUGAAUUCCCUGAUGCAGACUUAUUUAGUAGCGGGAGGGGAGACGACGACAAGGGUUAUGACAGAGACCCUGAACUUGCUGAGAUUAUGGGGAGCUGUCUCGUUGAUCCUGAAAAGGCUCAGUCACGAAUGGAAGAGAGGCUGAGGAGGAAAAGGAACAAGAUUCUGCACCCUAAGACUGGUUCUUCAACUCCCAUGAAAGUCACCUUCAACAGAUUUGAAUUCUCAAACUCGUACAUAUGGUUUGAGUUCUAUAAUGCUCCCUUGGAGAAAGAUGUAUCCUUAAUUUGUGAUACGAUUCGGUCAUGGCACAUCAUCGGACGUCUUGGUGGUUGCAACUCCAUGAAUAUGCAGUUGUCACAAUCGACCUCUGAUAAGAGGCCAACCUAUGACUACAUUCAGGGAGCAAAUGUGACUCCGACCACCUUUUAUAACAUAGGGGAUUUCGAGAUGCAAGAUAACUUGGGACGGAUAUGGGUGGAUAUUGGGACUAGCGAGCCAUUACUGCUGGACGUGUUGAUAAAUGGAUUGACCCAGAUCAGCUCCGAUUACGUUGGAAUCAAGCAACUAGUUUUUGGGGGGUCAGAAUUCGAGAACUGGAAGGAGAAUUUGAACUCAGAGGAUGCCGGUUGCAGCGUUCACAAGAUUUAAGCUUUUUCAUCACAAAGAUGAUUUUAUAACAGACAUUUGGCAAUGAGUUAGAACUGUUGUAAUUGCUCAAACCUUCUGCCUACAACAAUAACAGAAUCAAAUAGCA
Molecule: messenger RNA, 1006 nt
Organism: Linum trigynum
Lineage: Eukaryota; Viridiplantae; Streptophyta; Magnoliopsida; Malpighiales; Linaceae
Source: the annotation of a GenBank genome assembly